Molecule: messenger RNA, 606 nt
Organism: Mycotypha africana
Lineage: Eukaryota; Fungi; Mucoromycota; Mucoromycetes; Mucorales; Mycotyphaceae
Product: acyl-CoA N-acyltransferase
Exons: 2
Coding region: 1-606 (201 amino acids)
Molecular function (GO): acyltransferase activity, transferring groups other than amino-acyl groups
Source: RefSeq, a predicted model, not a curated record
AUGACUAAUUCCAACGAUCUAUAUACAGUUCGUGCAGCUAGAGAAACCGAUAUACCACAAAUCCUCGAUAUUUAUAAUGAACGCAUUCUCAAUUCUACCUGUCUAUUCAUGUACAAUCAAGUAUCCCUUGACAAUCGUUUGACAUGGUUUGUGGAAACAAAGGCAAAAGGCUAUCCAAUUAUUGUGGCCACAGAAAAGGAAACAGAUAAAGCAAUUGCAUAUGCCUGUCUUGGCGGUUUCAGACCUCAUACUGCUUAUGUACUUACAACAGAAAUUUCGAUUUAUGUCCAUCAGGACCAUCAGCGUAAAGGAUUAGGAGUACGCUUAUUGAAGGAAUUAUUACGUAUCGGCACAGAAAUGAAAUUCAAGAAUAUACAAGCAUGUAUAACAUCCGAAAACGAAGGGUCAGUCGCUCUCUUUUCUAAAUAUGGAUUUAAACAUGCGGGUCAUUUACGUGAUGUUGGAUAUAAGUUUGGUCGAUUUUUGGAUGUGGUGUUCCUGGAAUAUAUAACAGAUGUGCAAGUCGAAAAAGAUAAAGCUGUACCAGCCUUCAAGCCUUUUCCUUGGAAGACUUAUGUAUAUACCGAAAAAUUGUACGAUAAUUGA